Molecule: messenger RNA, 628 nt
Organism: Pelodiscus sinensis (Chinese soft-shelled turtle)
Lineage: Eukaryota; Metazoa; Chordata; Testudines; Trionychidae
Source: RefSeq, a predicted model, not a curated record
CUGCAACAAAGUCAUCUGGAGCUCCAGGAGGUGCAGCUGUCCAAUCGGCAACUCCAGGGAAAGGUAGAGGAGCUUAGCGAAGAGAGAAGUCUACAAAUUUUUAACACAUCCCUGCUAUCUGAGAUUGAGCAGAGCAUGGAGGCAGAAGAACUGGAACAAGAGAGAGAACAGCUGAGACUGCAGCUCUGGGAGGCCUAUUGCCAAGUCAGAUAUCUCUGCGCUCAUCUCAGAGGACAUGACAGCACGGACUCUGCAGUCUCCACAGACUCCUCCAUGGAUGAGUCUUCAGAAACCUCAUCAGCCAAAGAUGUCCCUGCUGGCAGUCUACGUGCCAGUCUCAAUGAGCUGAAGAGACUGAUUCAAAGUGUUCUGGAUGGCCCAGACUCCACGGUAGGGAGUUGGACACAGAGCAAGGUGUUCAGUGUCAGUGCUAGCGCUAGGCAAGGAAGAGUCUGGUAUGCCUGGGUUAUUUUAGACCCUUAAGUCUGUGGGUUUCCAGAAUUCUUUCAUGUCCUUGAAGAUUGGACAUCAGGGUAUGCAACCCAUUUGCAGUGACCUCAAAUAGGCCAGCAUUUAGACAUGCCAACCCAAGGGAUUUAAACUUAUGACCUCAGAAGGUAUAAAAGUU